Molecule: messenger RNA, 1515 nt
Organism: Gloeophyllum trabeum ATCC 11539
Lineage: Eukaryota; Fungi; Basidiomycota; Agaricomycetes; Gloeophyllales; Gloeophyllaceae
Product: kinase-like protein
Exons: 4
Coding region: 200-1414 (404 amino acids)
Biological process (GO): spliceosomal complex assembly; regulation of mRNA processing; protein phosphorylation
Molecular function (GO): ATP binding; protein kinase activity
Source: RefSeq, a predicted model, not a curated record
ACGUAGGAUAUUGUUUCGCAUUUAGUCCAAUCCGUGAAGUCGAAAUUGGCGGCGGCGGCGAUCAUAUUACGUCGGGCUUUCCGGGUCAAAUUUUGUUCCCUGAGUCGGUGCGCGUAGCCACCCCACCGGAGGGUACCAGUUUAAGUAUAACCCCAGAUCGUGAAGUACGAGGGUCAUUGAGUCGUCAUAACCGCUGAGGAUGUUUCGCUGGGCGCGUCGACUGUCUACUAUGUUGCCACCUCGGGCUCCCUCUUUACGCGGUCGCCCUCUACUUGAAGCUACCAAGAAAGUGGAAGAAGAGAACUUUCCAUGGUACGACGAAAACGCGUACUAUCCCGUCCGCAUCGGCCAAGUCUUCGAGUCUCGAUAUCAAGUUCUGACGAAGCUGGGUUAUGGUACUUCGGCCACGGUCUGGUUAGCACGCGAUUCAGUGGAAAAUAAGUACGUAGCGAUCAAAGUGUGUACAAGCAAUUAUCCCAGCGUCCCACGAGAGAAGGCCGCCUUUCAGCGCUUACGCUCCAUCCGCGAGUCCUCUGUGGUCCAGAAAUGCUGGGAUAACUUCGUUGUUCGAAGCACGGAGGGUACUGUUCACGAAUGCUUUGUGCUUCAGCCACUCUGUCCGAAUCUCGCCCACUUCGGCGAGCACAUCGCCCACCGCUGGGAAGAUCUUACUUCCUUCCGUGCCACUGCACGGAGCAUCUUCCAAGCUCUGAAGUUCCUCCAUACGGAGGCUCACUUGAUUCACUGCGAUCUGCGCCAGGAAAAUUUCUUGCUCAGCACAACUACUGAUGCUGUAUUUCGAGCCAUGGAAGAGCAUGAAGCUAGUGAACCCUCCCCGUGGAAAGUUGAUGGGGACCGCGUCGUGCACACCACCCCUUAUGCAAUGAUCCCUGAUGAUGUGUCGGGCAUUGUAUUGACUGAUUUCGGCGAGGCGCGUCCCGGCGACACUUCGAUGGCUUAUUACGACGACAUUCAGCCAUUCCCGUACCGUGCACCAGAGAUUAUCUUCUCGAUCCCCUUUUCUUAUUCCGUCGAUAUAUGGAAUGCUGCAGUCAUGCUCUGGCAUAUGUUCGAAAGGGAACCCCUCUUUCACCCGUACACUUCAAAAGGCGAAGAGGUCGACUUGUUCCACUUACGACAAAUGGUCCACGUGAUCGGUCUACCUCCCUCAAGUCUCCUCGAGCGUUCCGCCGACCGAGACUUCAUCCACCAACAUUAUUUUGAUAGGAACGGACAGUGGAUCGCCAUCAUUCCUCUCGAUAGUACCAUCACGCUGGAGGUGCGGGAGCAGCGUCUGGAGGGUAAUGAGAAGGCGGAGUUCUUGCGCUUCAUGAGGAGAUGCCUGCAGUGGGAGCCGGAGAAGAGAGCCACCGCAGCUGAGCUAUGCGAUGACCCGUGGCUCAACCCGGAAUAGGGCCUUUCCACGCCAUGUAUAUUUUACCGGCUGGUUGCAUGCAUCCUAUGUCUACGUGUGUAUUUCGCCGUGCUAGAUACACAGUUUCUAGCUCAUGUUCA